This is a messenger RNA of Dermacentor albipictus, 5551 nucleotides long. RefSeq names its product sodium channel protein PaFPC1-like. Gene Ontology annotation, molecular function: voltage-gated sodium channel activity. The record is from RefSeq and is a predicted model, not a curated record. Gene Ontology annotation, cellular component: voltage-gated sodium channel complex; plasma membrane. Gene Ontology annotation, biological process: sodium ion transmembrane transport; neuronal action potential; membrane depolarization during action potential. NCBI's taxonomy places the organism in Eukaryota, Metazoa, Arthropoda, Arachnida, Ixodida, Ixodidae.
GAAGAAGUCGAAGAAGCAGCGAAGAACCUUUCCACGGCGGCUGUGCGAUCGAACGCGUAGGAGGCUGCAGCCACGACAAGCCAUUCUGCAAACUAGUCUCUUGGCAGUAGAGCUCGGCGCCCCGAAGCGACACCCGGCCUAACCAUGGACGACGAGCUAUGUCCGAUGCAACAGCCCGUCUUCCACGAUGCCCUGUGCGGCGUACCGCUCCAGGAGGUCGACGACACGCUGCCGCUGCAGACGUUCUGCGCCAUCGGGAAGAAGCUGGGCGGGUACCACGUGUACCGCUUCAACGCGGCCAAGUCGUUCGGCUGCCUCGGUCCUCUGCACCCGGUUCGCAAGCUUUGCGUGCGGCUCGUCACCAGCCAAUACCUGGACAUGUUCGUUCUAGUCCUGGUGCUCCUCAACACGCUCAUGCUUGCCCUCAAGUACCGCAACUGGCUCCUGGACUUGCUGUUCCUCGCCCUCUUCACGCUCGACAUCGUGAUCCGGGCGGCGGCGCGGGGAUUCGUGAUGCACAAGUUCAGCUACCUGAGCGAGCUCUGGAACUGCCUCGACUUUGUCGUCACCUGCGCCGGGGCGAUCGAGCUGCUGGGCACUGCCGUCGGGCUGGGCCCCCAUUUACAGCUGCUCAGCUCAUUUCGGCCCUUCCGCCUCUUCAAGGUGCUCACCAUCUUUUUAGGUCUUCGGGACAUCGUGAACACCAUCAUCAAGGCGACCACGCGCAUGCUCGAGCUGAUCGUGCUGCUGCUGUUCUGCAUCUUGGUGUUCGCCACUUUCGGCCUGCAGAUGUUCAUGUCGGUGCUGAAGCGGCGCUGUGUGGUGAGCAAGGAGAGGCUGGGGGUGGUCGACGCGCAGCUGUACAGGCGCAUGGCGAACAACCGUACCUUCUGGAUGCGCACGGGCGUGGACGAGGACGAGGACCGCGACCGGCUGGGCUUCGCCUGCGGGAACCUGCUGGCCGCCUACACUUGCGAACCAGGUUUCUCGUGUGUGACGGUGGACGUGGUGGAAGAGCGACGGGUGUUCCCCUCGUACGACAACGUGGUGGACGCCGUGCUCACCACCUUUAACAUAUUCAGCCUGGACAACUGGAACAUCCCGUACAACAUGCUACUGCAGGCGGUCGGUCCCACCUGCUUCCCGCUCUUCCUGUGCACGGUGAUGUUCGGCUCGGCGUACCUCAUCAACCUCAUGCUCGCCGUCACCGUGCACACCUACGUCGGGGAGAACAACCUCAAGCGGGCUCGCAAGCAGAAGAUGGAGCAGGGAUCCCUAAUGGACUUGACUCUGUUCCAAGAAAUUUGUGAUUUCGAGGUGAACGUAGACCACCUGUACGUCCAACCGCUGGUCAGUCUCGCGCAGAUACCCUCCGUCCACAAGGUGCGACAGCUGCGUUUCAAGCAGCGGCUUCGCCGCGGCGAAGGGGAGGCCCUGACUCGGGAGCUGGGAUUCGGCGCCUUCGCCGACAUGGUGACGGACGAAGCGAACGCGCCCCGGCCGCUGCUGCGGGCCGCCACGCUGCGACCGCCCGCGGCCACGCGACGGAUGCACUCCGACGAGACGUACGAGCAGCCGAUCGCUGCCGCAGCGGCGCCGGUGGUGGGGGCCGCCCGCGCCCAGAGUCAGCCGGCGGGCGUCCGAGCAGACAUCCCUCUCCGAGCGGACUGGGCCACGGUCCGAAUGGUGUGCCUCGCCAUGGAGAAGAGCCCAAUCCUCGACCUCACCAUCCACGUUCUCAUCAUCCUCAGCACCCUGUUCCUCGCCCUGGAUGGCAGCUACGCCAACGCUCAGUUCAAGAGCAUGCUCACCUGGGGAAACAUGGCGGCCAGCGUGGCCUUCUCCGUCGAAAUGGCCAUCAAGCUAUCCGCGCGCGGCUGGUCCUUCUUCCACAAGAAGUUCUCGGUUCUCGACCUGGGCGCCGUGAUCUGCAGCAUCACCUCCGACUUGCUGGUGCUGCUGCGCUACGAAGUGGGCGUCCGCACGCGCUUUCUCAGGCUGUUCCGGCUGGUGUACGUGGCGCGCACAUGGGACACGCUGUUCUACAUGCUCAACAUGAUGCUCUCGCUGCUGAAGCCGCUGCUCAACCUGCUGCUCGUCAUCAUGCUCGUGGUCGUGGCGUUCGCCGUCGCCGCCGAAGACCUCUUCGACUCCGGAGACCGUAAACCGCAGUCGCGGUGGAACAGCCGCGACUUUCUGCACAGCGUGCUGCUCAUGGUGCGCCUCUUCUGCGGCGACAUGUUCGAUCCGCUGGUCAACUGCUUCCACGAGGGCCACGGCAGGCUCCGAUGCGUCGCCUUCUACAGCAGCGUCUUCUUCGUCGGCAACUACGUGCUGCUCAACGUCUUCCUCGCCUUCCUGCUCAGCAGCUUCAACGUCGACAGGAUCGUCGAGAGGAACUCGCCUGGAGAGAUCCUCUUCGAGAAGAUGGUGUGCAGCUUCAAGUCCUGGUGCAAGAAUAGCUGGAAGCGCUUGUGGCAUCCAUCCUCUGACGAGACGCACGCACUUCCCACCGCAGAGAGGACCCCCGGCUGGGCGAGGAACGCGUGGCUUGCGGCGCAGCACCGAGCCGAAGUCCUGACCGGCCACCGCGCGUUCAGGCUCCUCGUGGCCCUUCUCAUUGUGCUCAGCAGCAUCGUGCUGUGCCUCGAAGGGGGCCAGAGCACGGCCAUGGUGCGUGGCCGGCUGGAGCUGGCGAGUGCGCUGCUCACCGUGCUGCUGAGCGUGGACGUUGCCCUGGUGCUGGUCGCGAAGGGCCCCCACGCCUACUUCUCUUCGGGAUGGCACCUGCUUGACUUCAUCGUGCAGUCGACAUCGCUGCUCUACGAGGUUCUGGCCGUGAUCGGAGUGCAGGGCUCGGUGAUCAACGUGCUGCGCGCCACCAGGGCGCUGAGACCCGUGCGAAUCGUGUCUCUCUUGCCCGGGAUGAAGCUCCUAGUGGACGCGCUGGCCUCGUCGGUGCCGUCCAUCGGCAACGUGCUCGUGGUGUGCGCCUUCAUAUGGAUCAUCUUCGGCGUGGUGGGCGUCAGCAUGUUCGCGGGCCGCCUGUGGCACUGCGUGGACGCCAGGGGGCAGCCGCUCGACCCCGACCUGGUGCCCGACCGCGCCACCUGUCACAUGCUGGGCUUCUCCUGGACCAACGAGAACGUCAACUUCGACAACCUGGCCGAAGCGUCGCUCGCGCUGCUCCAGGUGGCGACCUUCGAGGGCUGGAUCGAGGUGAUCGAGAACGUGCUGGACAUCGAGGGCGUCGACCUGCAGCCCCGUCGGGAGGCCAACCCCUGGUCGCUGAUCUACUUCGCCAUCUUCCUCGUCAUCGGCGCCUUCCUCGUGUUCAACCUGUUCGUCGGCGUCGUCAUCGACAACUUCUACGCCAAGAAGCGACAGCUGGAGGAGGUCCACUCGGAGCCCACGGCAAGCGAGAGUCAGCGCCGGUACGCGCGUUCUCUCCGCCGCCUGCUCGCCCAGAGGCCCGUCAGCUUGGUGGCCAGGCCGGCCGGCAGGGUCCGAGGAUUUCUCUACGACGUGGCCGCCAGCAAGGAGCUGGCUGUGGCGUCCGCGGCGUUGGCGCUGCUCAACGGCAUGCUGCUGGCCUCGGAGCGCUACGAGUGGAACGAGCGGCAGCGGGCGGCGCUGGGCCGCGCGCACCUCGUCUUCCUGGUGGGGCACGCCGCCGAGCUGCUGCUGCGAGCCGCCGCCACGGGAGCCGCCUUCUUCGCCGUCAAGUGGAACCAGUUCGAGCUGUGCGCGCUUGUCCUCUCCCUACUCGGCGACGUCGUCCUCCUGUCCGGCGUGUCCCAGUCCCGGCCCGAGUGGGUCCUGCUGCGGGGGCUCCGCACGCUGGCCAUUUUGCGCGUCUUCCGCAGCCUGGUGUCGGUGCGAGGCGUGCGCCAGCUGGUGCUCAUAUUCGCGGCCUCGGUGCCCGCCUUCAUCAACAUCGCCCUGCUGCUGUUCCUCGUCAUGUUCGUCUACGGCGUGCUCGGAGUCUCGCUGUUCGGGACCCUCCGCUCCGACGACAGCUACAGUGGCCUGGUGAACUUCGGACAGCUCUGGCGCGCGCUUCUGCUGCUCUUCCGGCUAUCGACGACGAGUGCGUGGAACGAGGUACUCGGCUGGCUGCUGCCGGCCGGCAAGGGCCUCGCGGUCGCCUACCUCGUCUCCUACCUGUUCAUCUCCAACUUCAUCAUCUUCAACUCGUACGUCGCCGUAUUGCUGGCCGGAUACGAACAGGCGCUCAACACGGAGCUGAGCGGGCUGUCGGACGCUGACCUGGUGGACUUCGCGGCCGCCUGGGCUCGGCUCGACGUGGGCGCUCGGCGAACGCUGCCGCUGGCCGCGCUGCCCAGCCUGCUGGACUCGCUGCCGCGUCCCCUGCGGCUGCCGCGGCCAAACACGCUGGCGCUGGCCAUCAUGGACGUGCCCUUGCUCAGCGGCGACAGGGUCCACUACGUGCACCUGCUGCAGUCGCUGCUGCGCGUGCGCAUGAACGUGUACGAGCCCCUGUGCGAGCCCCUGCAGCGCAGCCUGGACGCGGAAGCGGCGGCCGCCUACCCGGAGCUGCGCCGGCCCGACAUGCGGCCCGUGUCGGGCACCAUGCAGCGCCAGCAGGAGCAGCGCGCCGCGCACGUGCUGGCCGAGUUCUUCGUGCGCGGCUGCGAGCGGCUGCGGCUCGAGCGCGCGGCGUGCACCGUGCAGCGGGCGUGGCGCGCCCACCGGCUGCGACGGACCGUCACGCUGGCCAACCGCCUGCAGCCGUUCCCGCUGUUCCUGCUCACCCAGACCAACCUGCAGUACUGGUGAAGCCUGCCGGGCGCCCCGCGGCGUCGUACGGGCCGAGAAGUCGCGCCUGCGGUGCUUCGAACCGAGCGGCCGUCGCGUGAAGAACGUUAUCGCGAGCCGGGGAGACUGGCUCGUGGAACUAUAGCGAGACAUUGGCCGUUGCGCUCUUUCUUUCUUUCUUUAUUGUUCUUUUUUUGUGUGUGUGUGGUGGAAUGACAGCGCCAGCGCGACUUUGUAUGUAUUUGUGACUUUUUGUAGGCCGUAUUGCUCGGCGCGAGCCUUCCUUUAUUUUUUUCUUUGUUGUUGUUAAAUUAGAUUAUUCGAUUGUCUCUUGCAGUGUAAGGCUGUCUGUUAGGCUGACUUCUAAAGUGUUUCAAAGUUCCGCCAUAGCUUCCGAUUUCUUUUUCUUUCUCUUAUUUGUCUUCUCUCUUGUAGGGCAAGUUGUCUCUUGAUAUCAUGCUAUUAGAAUUCUCUAAACAUUUUCUUCUUUUUUUUUAUGCGCCUAAAUGUUGACGAGAGCUCAAGAGCGUUCUUUCCGUUUCAGUUAGGGUGUUUAAAAUGCAAUCAAUGGCAUCGCUCCUCCAGUGGGAAGCUGUGAAGUGGCCGAAACACGAUUGUCCAGUCUCGUUGAAGAAAAAUAAACCGUGCGGGGCUUGUGUUUAUGUUCCUUUUGCUCUCAUAAGCGCGUUAAUGUUCGGUUGCAGUUCAGCAGUGUUUCGAUUCUGUUUCCGUGUCAUUCCCAGCAAUAAAAAAAACUGUCUCUUUUGUGCAA